AUGCAUCUUGAUUCCUGUCCAUUAGAUUGUAAGGUGUAUGUAGGUAAUCUUGGAAACAAUGCGAACAAGACUGAACUAAAGUGGGCUUUUGGCUAUUAUGGACCACUUCGAAGUGUAUGGGUUGCUCGUAACCCUCCUGGCUUUGUCUUUGUUAAAUUUGAGGAUCCCCGAGAUGCCACUGAUGCUGUCCGAGAGCUGGAUGGAAAAAGACUAUCUGGCUGCCGUGUAAAAAUGGAACUGUCAAAUGGGGAAAAAAGAAGUCUCAAUCGUGGCCCACCUCCCUCUUGGGGUCAAUACCCUCGAGAUGAUUACCGAGAUGAUUACCGUAGGAGGAGUCCUCCACCUCAGCGAAGAUCUCCAAGAAGGAGAAGAUUCUCUCGAAGCCGAAGCAGGUCACUUUCUAGAAACAGAAGAGAAAGGGCUGUGUCUCGUGAGAGAAACCACAAGCCAUCUCGAUCCUUCUCUAGGUUUUGUAGCCGAUCCAGGUCACAUGAAAGGAAGUAG
Molecule: messenger RNA, 504 nt
Organism: Cricetulus griseus (Chinese hamster)
Lineage: Eukaryota; Metazoa; Chordata; Mammalia; Rodentia; Cricetidae
Source: RefSeq, a predicted model, not a curated record